Messenger RNA from Agrilus planipennis (emerald ash borer), 3632 nucleotides. It is a transcript of the gene AP-2alpha, whose product is annotated as AP-2 complex subunit alpha. Lineage: Eukaryota; Metazoa; Arthropoda; Insecta; Coleoptera; Buprestidae. Bases 348 to 3146 code for a protein of 932 amino acids. The transcript has a single exon. Gene Ontology annotation, cellular component: AP-2 adaptor complex; membrane coat. The record is from RefSeq and is a predicted model, not a curated record. Gene Ontology annotation, molecular function: clathrin-cargo adaptor activity. Gene Ontology annotation, biological process: clathrin-dependent endocytosis; intracellular protein transport.
AAUUUAUUCUAAAAUAGCGAAGUAUUUCAACCUACUGCAAUAGGAAAAUUCUAGCAAUUUUUGAAAAUUUCAUUGUUUUUAGUAUCUAAUUGCAUAUUAUAAGGGACUAUUUGCUCUGACAACGCUGCUUAGUGUAUUUUGACAUGAUUUUGAUCAAUUUUGACGUUAAGUAUAACCUAAAAAGUCUAGCGGUAUGUGGUGGCACUGCCCACCGUAGACUUGUAUGUAUCUUUGUUAUCUAACAAAUUUCUCUAUUUUUUUUUAAAUAUUGCCUUUCCUUAUAAAAGCUAACCAUUUUAAGAAUAUUUUCAAAUUAGGAUACUGUGAAAUAACCGCAGCUCGCAAAAAUGCCAGCUGUUCGAGGUGAUGGAAUGCGAGGUUUGGCUGUUUUCAUAUCCGAUAUUAGAAACUGUAAAAGUAAAGAAGCUGAAGUAAAACGGAUUAAUAAGGAAUUGGCAAAUAUUCGAAGUAAGUUCAAAGGCGAUAAAACACUUGACGGUUACCAAAAGAAGAAGUAUGUGUGUAAAUUAUUAUUCAUUUUCUUACUUGGACAUGAUAUUGACUUUGGACACAUGGAAGCCGUAAACCUAUUAUCAUCAAACAAAUACUCUGAAAAACAGAUCGGUUAUCUUUUUAUAUCUGUACUAGUUAAUACUAACAGUGAACUUAUAAAACUAAUAAUACAGAGUAUUAAGAAUGAUCUUGCUUCAAGAAAUCCCAUACAUGUUAAUCUUGCUUUACAGUGUAUUGCUAAUAUUGGUAGUCAGGAAAUGGCUGAAGCAUUCAGAAAUGAAAUACCGAAACUGUUAGUAUCUGGUGAUACAAUGGACGUGGUAAAGCAAAGUGCAGCAUUAUGUCUUCUUCGUUUGUUUCGUACAUCUCCAGAAAUUAUUCCUGGUGGAGAGUGGACAUCACGCAUUAUACACUUACUAAAUGACCAACAUUUAGGAGUAGUCACAGCUGCCACAAGUCUCAUUGAUGCUCUUGUCAAGAAAAACCCUGAAGAAUACAAGGGUUGUGUACCAUUGGCAGUUUCAAGAUUGAGUAGAAUAGUAACAUCAAGCUACACUGAUUUACAAGAUUACACUUAUUAUUUUGUGCCAGCUCCUUGGCUCUCAGUUAAAUUGUUGCGUUUGCUUCAAAAUUAUACUCCUCCAACAGAAGAUCCUGGGGUACGAGGCAGAUUAAAUGAAUGUUUGGAAACCAUUUUGAAUAAAGCACAAGAACCACCAAAAUCAAAAAAAGUGCAACACUCAAAUGCUAAAAAUGCUGUUUUAUUUGAAGCUAUUAAUCUCAUAAUUCAUAAUGAUAGUGAAGCUAAUUUAUUAGUUAGGGCUUGCAAUCAACUUGGCCAGUUUCUUAGUAAUCGAGAAACAAACUUGAGAUAUUUGGCAUUAGAAUCUAUGUGCCAUUUGGCAACUUCAGAAUUUUCACACGAAGCAGUUAAAAAACAUCAGGAAGUGGUGAUUCUUUCUAUGAAAAUGGAAAAGGAUGUUUCUGUACGACAGCAGGCAGUGGAUUUAUUAUAUGCUAUGUGUGAUAAAACCAAUGCAGAAGAAAUUGUACAAGAGAUGCUAAAUUAUCUUGAAACUGCCGAUUAUUCUAUAAGAGAGGAGAUGGUGCUGAAGGUAGCAAUUUUAGCAGAAAAAUAUGCCACUGAUUUCACAUGGUAUGUUGAUGUAAUUUUAAAUUUAAUAAGAAUAGCUGGAGACUAUGUGUCUGAAGAAGUGUGGUAUCGAGUAAUUCAGAUAGUCAUCAACAGAGAUGAAGUACAAGGUUAUGCUGCAAAAACUGUAUUUGAAGCAUUACAAGCCCCUGCUUGUCAUGAAAAUAUGGUAAAAGUGGGAGGAUAUAUACUUGGAGAGUUUGGGAAUCUCAUAGCUGGCGAUCAGAGAUCUUCUCCUCAAGUUCAGUUUCAACUCCUUCAUUCGAAGUAUCAUCUUUGCUCACCAAUGACUCGUGCUCUACUCCUCUCUACGUAUAUAAAAUUUAUUAAUCUUUUUCCGGAAAUUCGUACACAGAUACAAGAAGUUUUUAAACAAGACAGCAAUCUCAGAUCGGCUGAUGCAGAGCUUCAACAAAGAGCAUCAGAAUAUUUACAGUUAAGUAUUAUUGCUAGUACUGAUGUGCUUGCAACGGUUCUCGAAGAAAUGCCAGCAUUUCCUGAACGGGAAAGUUCCAUAUUAGCUGUUUUGAAGAAAAAGAAACCAGGUAGAGUACCUGAAAGUGAAAUUAAAGAAGGAAAAAGCCCUACACCUGCCUCAAACCAUAAUAAUGGAGUUAACACAGUCAACACAGCUCAAGAUUUACUUGGACUUUCGACACCUCCUACUUCACAACCUUCGGGAAAUACCGGAGUUCUCUUGGAUGUAUUGGGUGACGUAUACAACAAUAAGCCAAAUACCAUAAAUUCUCUGCAAGAUCUUACUGCACAUAAUCCUAAGAAAUUUGUUUGUAAAAAUAACGGUGUUCUUUUCGAAAACGACCUCAUACAGAUUGGUGUCAAAAGCGAAUUUCGACAAAAUCUUGGGCGCCUUGGUUUGUUUUACGGUAACAAAACAGCUUCCCCUCUACAGAACUUUUUACCUUCACUGGUUUGGUCAGAAGAACACUCGGUAAAAUUAAAUGUUCAAAUGAAACCAGUUGAAUCUGUUUUAGAAGCUGGAGCACAAAUUCAACAAACGAUAAAUGCUGAAUGCAUCGAUGAUUAUAUAGAUUCUCCAAGUGUAAUUGUAGCAUUUGUAUACAAUAACGUUCCUCAAAAAAUAACAAUAAAACUCCCAUUAACGCUAAAUAAAUUUUUCGAGCCGACAGAAAUGAACGGAGAAUCAUUCUUUGCUAGAUGGAAGAAUUUAGCAAAUGUUAAUCAACAAAAAUCUCAAAAAAUCUUUAAAGCAACUACCCCAAUGGAUGUUCAAACGGCUAGACAAAAAUUAAUUGGUUUUGGCAUGCAGCUUUUAGAUGGGAUUGAUCCCAAUCCCGAUAAUUUUGUGUGUGCCGGUAUUAUUCAUAUGCGUACUCAACAAGUUGGCUGCUUACUUCGCCUGGAACCAAAUAGGAACGCCCAGAUGUACAGGCUCACUGUUCGUUCUAGUAAAGAAAGCGUCUCUGUAGAAGUAUGCAAUCUGUUGAGUGAUCAAUUUUAAAAGUGUGUAUGUGAGAAUGUAGUAAUAUAAAAAAGAUGCAUUCCAUUCUGGUAGAAUUCUAUUUUUUUUUUCGUUUACCAAUGUCCUUCUUAUGAAUGUAGUUUCACUUCCAACAUUACUAUUGUAGUUGUAAGCAUGAAAUAAAAAUGGUAAGUUUGUUAUCAUGUCAAAUAUGUAAUUGUGAAUAAACAAAAUAUCGUAGUAAUAGGUAUAAAAUAAAUGAAUUAUGUUAAAUUACCCGACAAUAUAUGAUAAUGAUAAUUUGUUUGUAAUGUAAACACUUUAAGUUAAUUGUGUUUGUUGUACAUGUAAAAAAGAGGUAUACAAUUAUUAUUUUCUUUAAUUGAUGUGAUAAGAGAUAUUAAAUGGUCUCUUGAUAUUGUUGAAGUAAUUAUGCUUAAAAAUCUGUUUAUUUAUAUGUUAGCUUUGAUCAUGACAGUUGUCAAAACCACUUGACUUUCAAUAAAAGUGCAUCAAUGGUGUUCA